CAUUAAAAUAGAGAGCAAUCAAUGAUUGCAGUGUGUGAGUCAGCUGGAUAUUGCAAAUCCAAGUCAUUUUGAUGACUCGACAGGAGUAGAUGCCUUGCUCACCGAAUGGGACAUUAUUCGUUGCGGUGCAUUGAGAUAUGACAUUAUUUUAUGGAAAUAAUUUCCCCCGAAUGUGUGCUAUGAAGAAAACAUCUUUACAGAUAAAGACUGCAUUAUUUCCUUUGUUGUUUCGAUGCGAAGUUGCAGAGCACGUGCUACAAGACCGACCAUUAGAGGGCGCACGAGGCUGUUGGAGGAGGGACUACGUGUUAACAUCCAGUACAGCAGGUGGCAGUAACGCGCCUUUCAAUAUAAUAUACAGCAAUGUCAAGCUUCUUGUAGAAGAAUACAUCCGUUGGUGUCAAACGGUCUGUGGUUGUUGUGCUUAACAUUUUAACAUUAGCGGUUGAUAGCUAAUUAACUAUCAAAUACAAGAUGUGGCAGCCUGAUCCUUACCAUAAUGAGUUGGUCUUUGUUAUGGAUGAAUUAAUGACGUCGUUGGAGGAUGAAAUUGAGAAAUGUAUGGCGGUCUUAGUCUUUUCCACACAAGACAGGACAGACAUUGAUGCAGGGGAGACGGGGGAAUUUGAAAGAGAAUCCAAGUUGGAGGUUAAGGUCCAGUUGACAUGUGUGAUGAAACAGUUCGUGAAACAGACUCUCACCAAAAUCAACCAGUUGAUCUCUAAAGGCACUGAAGCACUGCGUUCAGAGAUAUGCCAGAGUCAAAGUGAGAUUAAAUCUCUGAAAAUGAAGCUUUUGGAGAUGAAUGUUGGUAAGGAAGUACCUGAAAAUACAGUGGAAAGAACCCCACAGACAGAGGAAGAGGAGGAAUGUACGGAAGCAUCAUUAUCACCAGAGUUUGCAGAGGAUUUUCAGGUUGACUUGCCAACUCCCAGUGGUGAGGCUGACAACACUACAAAAGUCAAGAAGGAGACCACGAUCAGAGCUAAAACCAUAGUGUUGGAACAGUCAUUUACAUCUCUAGCUAAAAUACCUUCCUCCUCACUCAUUGAGUCUAUCAAACAGGUGGCUAUUACAGACAAACAGGCAGCAAGCAGGCCUACAGACAAACAGGCAGCAAGCAGGCCUACAGACAAACAGGCAGCAAGCAGGCCUACAGACAAACAGGCAGCAAGCAGGCCUACAGACAAACAGGCAGCAAGCAGGCCUACAGACAAACAGGCAGCAAGCAGGCCUACAGACAAACAGGCAGCAAGCAGGCCUACAGACAAACAGGCAGCAAGCACGCCUACAGACAAACAGGCAGCAAGCACGCCUACAGACAAAAAUCCAGCAAGCAGGUCUACAGACAAUCAGGCCCCAAGUACAGACCCCCAAACUCCAGGUGGGGACUCUGUGGUGUCCACCAGACCCAGGAGGAAGAAGAAGAGAAUAGAAGCACAACCCACAGCGGCAGAAUCAGACGGAAGUGAGGAAAACGCUGAUGACCAAUGGGAGAAUGCUAAAGCUGGACAAACCUCGAAUUACAAAUAUGUUCACAACAUAAAGCCAAGGCCCAACAUAAAGAAAAACCAGACUACCACCACCAGGAAAGAGCACCACUGUCUGGACUGCGGUAAGAUUUUUAAGAAUUCAAGUAAUUUAAAACUGCAUCAACAGACUCACACAGGAGAGAGACCUUAUUGUUGUGAAUUAUGCGGAAAAUGUUUCCCGACUGCUUGGAAGCUCAAAAUACACCAAGCAGUGGUCCACAGAAGAGAGAAGCCACUUGAGUGUCCAACAUGUGGGAAGUGCUUUGCAACAAAGCAUUAUUUGGACACUCACGCAAGCGUUCAUUCAACAGAGAAACCGUUCCGAUGCCUCGUGUGUCAAAAGUGUUUUAAAAGUAAAAGUGGUCUCAAGGAGCACACAAUGUUGCACAAUUCAAAUUCAGAUUCAUAUGCGUGUGACAAAUGUCCAAAAACCUUUGUUAAGUUGAAAUACCUCAAGAAUCACCAGCUAACUCACAGUGGGGGAGGAGCUCACCGUUGUGAAUUGUGUGGGAAAGGUUUCAAGACUCCUUCGGAGCUCAAACGGCACCAAGCAUCAGUCCAUAGGGGAGAGAAGCCAUUCCAAUGUCCCACAUGUGGGAAGUGCUUCGCAGAGAAUAAAAAUUUGAAAAUCCACGCAAGUGUUCAUUCAGAAGAGAGAGCAUUCCAGUGCCCUCAGUGUCAGAUGUGUUUCAAAACCAAGUAUACUCUUAACGACCAUAAGAAGACGCACACGGAUUCCAAGCCAUAUUCUUGCGACAAAUGCCCAAUGACCUUUAUCCGGUCUUAUUAUCUCAAGAUUCAUCAAGCUUCGCACCUGACCAGCAAGCCAUUUGUGUGCAGCCACUGUGGGAAAGGCUUCAAAGGUGAACGUGGGCUCAAGAGACAUGAACGCACCCACACCGAAGACCCAACUUAUACCUGUGACGAAUGUGGCAAGGGUUUCUAUCAACACGAAUCAUAUAAAGUCCAUGCGGCCUUGCACACCGGAGAGAAGCCGUUCACCUGCGAUCACUGUGAAAAAACCUUUGCUCUGGCGUCCUACCUUAAAACCCACAUAGUGAAACUUCACUCUGUCACCGAACCCCACGUCUGUGGGAAAUGUGGCAAGAAAUAUAAGGAUUUCACCCAUUUUAGAAUCCAUAUGUUUCAGGGUUGUCAAGAGGCUGCGGCGUUGGUUUGACUAUAACAAGAAUUGCCUAUCAUUGGAAAUGACCAUUUCUCUUCUUUCUAAUGUUGGGAAGGGAUCAAAAUAUAUAUUGGAAAUAUAUGGUACAUGGAAAUCAAGAUAUGGAGGUAGGUGGGAUGGGCUGAGAGUAACUGAGGGGUGGGAUUAGAAACUCAUAAUCUGUGUAAUAGUUAGGACUGAAAACACCAUAUCAUGCAUACCGGAAAUGCCUGAGUACCAUUUCAGGUGUAAUGUGUAUAUCAAACUAUUUCUGACAUGUAAUACCUUGUAUAAAAAAUACUAUGUAUGAAUAAUGUGCAUGUAACAAAAAUGGAAGACAAAGUUACUUUUUUCAUACAGGGGAUAGAUUGGCCAGUAAUAAAAAUAAUAGUAAAUAAAAAAGUUGGAGGAGACCUACAACACCCCCCCCCCCCCCCCCCCCCCCCCCUUUAAAUGCCCCCCUGGUUGGAUGCAGGUUAGAGGCACAACCUUUCAUUCUGACAAUGCUGUCAUUCAUUGUUAUUUUGGAAUUGUGAAUAAAGUUGCAAUACGUUCUUGUUUCACUACAAACAUUGUUAUUCCAUAUACAUAUACGAUGAUAGAGCACAGUACCA
This is a messenger RNA of Oncorhynchus kisutch (coho salmon), 3311 nucleotides long. RefSeq names its product zinc finger protein 436. NCBI's taxonomy places the organism in Eukaryota, Metazoa, Chordata, Actinopteri, Salmoniformes, Salmonidae. The record is from RefSeq and is a predicted model, not a curated record. The transcript is spliced from 3 exons. The coding region runs from base 475 to 2712 and encodes 745 amino acids. Gene Ontology annotation, cellular component: nucleus. Gene Ontology annotation, molecular function: DNA-binding transcription activator activity, RNA polymerase II-specific; RNA polymerase II cis-regulatory region sequence-specific DNA binding. Gene Ontology annotation, biological process: regulation of transcription by RNA polymerase II.